AAUAUUUUGUAACAGCCCAUUUUUUCCUGUGAAUGUUGCUCCUAAAUUCUAGGGUUUUUGAUGAAAGUUAAACCCUGACUGGAAAUCCUCUCUCUAGGAAUCAGCCAUGAGCAGAUCUGGACAGCCACCGGAUCUCAAGAAGCAAGCCUUUCAUUACUUUAUCAGUAAAUCGUCGCUUUUUGCGAGAAUGAAACCAACUGAUCUUAGCCUUUUUUUUGUUCUCAUAUCGGUAGGUACAUGGACAAGAAGCUUCAGACUUAAUGCCAACUGCAUGGUGGUUGGAACACUGCGUGGUUUCGAUCAGUUCAUGAACCUGGUGGUGGACAAUACUGUCGAGGUGAAUGGAAAUGAGAAAAGUGACAUAGGCAUGGUGGUAAUUAGGGGUAACAGCGUGGUUACUGUGGAAGCUCUUGAGCCGCCUAUAAAUAGGCUUGUUUUGAGGAGAAGAAGACACAACAAAAACAAAUCUUCUCUCUACAUCACUUAAGCAUUCUAGUGGGCAUUCUAAGAGCAUUGUCUAGCUCGGUUCUCGCCUCCAAUUCAAGUUCGCCGGAGCCUACGAGUUUGAGGUGCUUCAACUCGAUAGGAGGAAAGUCGUUUCAUCGUUGGGGACA
Salvia splendens (bonfire salvia) is the source of this 614-nucleotide messenger RNA. RefSeq names its product probable small nuclear ribonucleoprotein G. Gene Ontology annotation, molecular function: RNA binding. Gene Ontology annotation, cellular component: P granule; U4 snRNP; U2-type prespliceosome. The record is from RefSeq and is a predicted model, not a curated record. NCBI's taxonomy places the organism in Eukaryota, Viridiplantae, Streptophyta, Magnoliopsida, Lamiales, Lamiaceae. The transcript has 4 exons. The coding region runs from base 107 to 487 and encodes 126 amino acids. Gene Ontology annotation, biological process: spliceosomal snRNP assembly; mRNA splicing, via spliceosome.